UUAUCCAAACCAAACAUUAAGGUUGACAUAAUCUCUUUGCUUCUUCUUCUACCAUCACUCACUCUAACCUCUUAAUAGUAUUCUAAAAUCAGAAGCAUUGCAAUAUCAGCCAUCGAUGGCUCCCAAAAGGGUUCUUCUCCUUUGCGGUGAUUUCAUGGAAGACUAUGAAGGUAUGGUUCCAUUUCAAGCAUUACAAGCCUUUGGUGUCUCCGUCGACGCUGUUUGUCCCGGAAAAAAAUCCGGUGACGUUUGCCGCACCGCCGUCCACAUUCUUUCCGGUGGCCAGACUUAUACUGAGACAGUUGGUCACAAUUUUACACUCAAUGCAACUUUUGAUGAAGUUGAUCACACAAGCUAUGACGGGCUGUGGUUACCAGGAGGAAGGGCACCGGAGUAUCUUGCUCACAUUCCUAGUGUUGUGGAGCUGGUGACUAAGUUUGUUAAAUCUGGAAAAGAAAUUGCUUGCAUUUGUCAUGGCCAUUUGAUUCUGGCUGCUGCUGGUGUAGUUGAAGGUCGCAAGUGUACGGCUUUUCCUCCUGUCAAACCGGUAUUGGUUGCGGCUGGUGCUCAUUGGGUUGAACCUGACACCAUGUCAACAACUGUGGUGGAUGGUAAUCUCAUUACUGCACCUACUUAUGAAGGGCAUCCUGAACUUCUUCGCCAUUUUCUAAAGGCAUUAGGAGGCAAAAUAAGUGGCUCUGAUAAGAAAAUCCUCUUUAUUUGUGGGGAUUACAUGGAAGACUAUGAGGUCAAGGUUCCCUUUCAGUCUCUUCAGGCUUUAGGUUGCCACGUUGAUGCAGUUUGCCCCUCAAAGAAGGCUGGUGACACUUGCCCGACCGCUGUUCAUGAUUUUGAAGGAGAUCAAACUUACAGUGAAAAGCCAGGACACAAUUUUGCUUUAACUGCGACCUUUGAUGAUGUUGAUCCUUCAGGUUACGACGCUCUUGUCAUCCCUGGAGGUCGAUCGCCUGAGUACUUGUCAUUGAAUGAGGCAGUUAUUGCCUUGGUGAAGCAUUUCAUGGAGAACAAGAAGCCAGUUGCAUCAAUCUGCCAUGGCCAACAGAUUUUAGCUGCUGCUGGUGUUCUCAAGGGAAGGAAAUGUACUGCUUAUCCGGCUGUGAAGCUUAAUGUGGUUUUGUCAGGAGCAACAUGGCUGGAGCCUGACCCCAUAAGUCGUUGUUUCACUGAUGGAAAUCUUGUUACCGGAGCUGCAUGGCCAGGGCACCCUGAGUUCAUUGCACAAUUGAUGGCACUACUCGGUAUUCAAGUAUCUUUCUAGUCGCGCUUUGUAAUGAAUAAAAUCUGCCACAUGUGUCCAGUAUCAGAGGGUACAAAAUAAGUGGAUGUGUAGUUUUGUUUUUCCUUCUUUUAUUAUAUUUGAAGGACUUGUAAUGUGCUAUGGAUGCAAGCACUUUGAGCAAAGUGUCUCUUUUGGCUAAGGAAUUAAUCUUUCUCCCACUGAAGA
Messenger RNA from Medicago truncatula (barrel medic), 1465 nucleotides. Its product is annotated as protein DJ-1 homolog D. The record is from RefSeq and is a predicted model, not a curated record. The transcript is spliced from 5 exons. Bases 116 to 1279 code for a protein of 387 amino acids. Lineage: Eukaryota; Viridiplantae; Streptophyta; Magnoliopsida; Fabales; Fabaceae.